Molecule: messenger RNA, 1293 nt
Organism: Olea europaea var. sylvestris
Lineage: Eukaryota; Viridiplantae; Streptophyta; Magnoliopsida; Lamiales; Oleaceae
Product: putative late blight resistance protein homolog R1A-10
Exons: 3
Coding region: 1-1281 (426 amino acids)
Biological process (GO): defense response to other organism
Molecular function (GO): ADP binding
Source: RefSeq, a predicted model, not a curated record
AUGACACAUUUGGAAGCAAGAAUUAGAGAUGCAACAUAUGAAGCGGAAGACAUAAUUGAAUUGCAUAUGUCAAAAAAGAUUCUCUCAGAUGAAGCAGAAGAUAUAACCGAAUUGCGUAUGUCAAAACAGAUUCUCUCAGAAUCUGCAUGCCAAGGAGUUAUCAGCUGUUUUUGGGCAAUAAUUGCUGCACUCAAAAUUAUGAUGCCCGUGUUCCAUAAUUCUGAGAAACAUGAAGGCUUACAGAAGAGUGCUGUAGUGGGAUCUGAUAAUGACUCGAUGCAAAUUAAGGAUCCGCUCAGUGGACCACCUCCUGAAUUCAAAAGCACCUCAAUUGUUGGAAUUGAAGACAUUGAAGUGGUGGGGAAGACUAAUGAUCAAAAUGACGUACAAGAUCUAAAACCAAGGAACUCGUUGCGUGCUACUUCAUCAAAAUCUACUUCCACUAAAAAGAUUACUAUGGUGGGAUUUGAAGAUGAAUUGCUCCAAAUUAAGGAAGAACUGGUUGGGCAAUCCUCUAGGUUGAAAAUCAUUUCAAUCGUCGGAAUGGGAGGCAUUGGCAAGACAACACUUGCCAGUGAUAUUUAUGAUGAUUCAUUUAUUAAGGAGCACUUCCACAUUCGGGCCUGGACAACUCUAUCUCAGGUGCGAGAACUGCUUGUAGACCUUCUAAAAUCCAUGGGAGACUUCAUUGAUGAAAUGAUUCCAUAUGAAACAGAUGAAUUCAAAACCCGAGUAUAUCAACGUUUGAGGGGCUAUAGAUAUCUCAUUGUAAUGGAUGAUGUGUGGGACAUCAAAGCCUUAGAUGAACUUAGAAGCAUAUUCCCGGACGUUAAUAAUGGAAGUCGGAUAAUUUUGACUACUCGGCUAUCCGAUGUGGCUGUUUAUGCAGGAUCUUCUAGCCCUACUCAUCAUCUGAGUUUUCUAUGUCCAGAAAAAAGCUGGACUCUUCUGUGCCAGAAGGCGCUUGGGAACGAAUGCUGUCCUCCUGAGCUUGAGGAAAUUGGGAAGAGGAUUGCAGAAAAAUGCGGAGGACUUCCACUUGCACUCGUUGUCAUUGGUGGUGUCCUCUACAAAGCGGAGAAGACACAAGCCCACUGGGAGUUUGUUGCAGAAAAUGGAAAAUCUACUCUAACUGGAAAUAAUGAUGAUUUAAUGGAGAUACUGUCUUGGAGUUACAACCACUUGCCUUACCAUCUUAGAGCAUGCUUCCUGUAUAUGGGAGUUUUCCCUGAAGAUUAUGUGAUCCACGUCACCCAUCUUAAUGUAAGUAUUAUGCCCUAGAUCCAAUCAACU